Molecule: messenger RNA, 591 nt
Organism: Microdochium trichocladiopsis
Lineage: Eukaryota; Fungi; Ascomycota; Sordariomycetes; Xylariales; Microdochiaceae
Product: pyruvate kinase-like protein
Exons: 3
Coding region: 1-591 (196 amino acids)
Molecular function (GO): catalytic activity; molybdenum ion binding; pyridoxal phosphate binding
Source: RefSeq, a predicted model, not a curated record
AUGUGCUGGACUGUGAGUCAGCCAGAGCUCAGCCCUGGCAUCGUCGCAUUAUCCCGCAGCCCAGAGCACAACUUCUCCAAGCCCAACGUCUCCUCGAUCACGCUCCUGGCAGGCCUGGGCGUCGCGGGGGACUGCCACGCCGGCGAAACCGUGCAGCACCGGUCGCGGCUGCACAUCCGCCCGCCCCCCACGAACCUGCGGCAGGUGCAUCUCAUUCCGCUCGCCACACUGCAAGAACGGGGGCUGAAGCCAGGCGAGAUUGGGGAGAACGUGGUCACUGAUGGGUUGGACCUGCUGGAUAUGCCGACGGGGACGAAGUUGCGGUUUACGUUAUCGCCGCCCCCGCCAACGAUAGUUCUGACUGGUGUCAGAAACCCGUGUCCCCAGAUCGAGAAGUUCAGAAAGGGCCUGCAGGAGACUUUCAUAAUGCGCGACGCUGAUCGCAGGAUUGUUCAUCGGCUCGCAGGCGUCAUGGCAGUCGUCGAGGUCGGCGGCGUUGUCAAGCCGGGCAUGAGAAUCGAGGCUGUAAUGCCAUCCACUACUGCAACCGAAGGAGAGAGCGGCUACAAUGGGCCGUUGCAGCCAGUGUAA